CCCGCUUUCUCAUCCCACUGCGCACAAACACAUCGGCUCCGUGUAUUUGAACAACAACCCACGGAGUUCUUGAACGAACGUUGUUCAGACACGCAAGGCGAGCGACGCAGUUGGGAACGCUCUGGCAAGGGCAGGGCGCGUUUUGGAGUAAAGUUGCAGUAGUGUGUGUGAUGCUGGGGAGGAAGGGAGUGAGAAGAGCACACUUUGUGGGUCUCACAUCAAGCUGCGAGACAGACGAUGUUGGUUCGUCUACCGAGACGCGUUGCAGCGCGCCAACUGUGUGUGUAUACGGUCCAAUUCUUGGCACUCGAUUUUAGAUCAUUCACUUUCUGGGUACUUUUCAUCAAGUGAAUGAGCACGAUUGUAUUUUUUUUUUAAAGGUGGCUUUAAAAAAAAGAGACAUGCUCAUUAACACGCGUCAUUGUUGUCGUUUAUAGGAGGGGGAAAUACUCAAAUCAAGUUGUUAACGAGCCCCCCUUUGGCAUAACAGCAACUGCGUGCGCAAACUUGUUCCAGUCUUGACAGUAUGAGCAAGUGACUGCCGAGCGAGUCUUGGCCUCUCCGCCUUGUCCCCUGCCUCUCUCUCCUCUGGCGUACAGCCACUGGCUCCGUGCAGCCCCUGGCUCUGCGCGGCUUAGAAAACUGCGUUGUUGUGAGCGAGAGAGAGAGAGCCAGAGGGGGCAGGGGGGUGGGUGGCAGUGACUGAGCUGCAACUCGCCGACCGAGAGUUGUGCAGCAGCAGCAGCAGGGGCAGCAGGGGCAGCGGCUGCUGAUGCCGGGACGCGCCACGUGGCCCGUGCACAUCCAAUGAUCAGCGACUGAGCAAAUAACUAAAAAAAAACAACCUCCCACGGGAACGAAAAGCACUCGCAGUCACACUCACGACCAGGCAGGCAGACGGUAACGCGUAAUGAAAAGUGAAUGUAGGAGUGAACAAUAAAGGAGGGCCCAGUGCUAAGUACGCAGACGAAAGAGGUGGCGUGGGAGUGAGAGUUUGUUGGGGGGGAAGGAGGAGGAGGAGAGCUCUGGCUUCUGGGCUGGGGGAGAUGGACGCUGCCCGUGCCCUGCUUCUCGUCCUGCUCCUCACGCCGCUCGCCUGCUGCUCCACGGCUCCAGGAGAGGAAUAUUCAGAUAUAUUUGCAAUCCAAGUUCCGGACGUGGGUGGAUGCCUCGUGGGAGAGUCCUCAGGGCUGGGCUUGGUAGAGAGCUGUAACUCAUCAGAGCCUGCUCAGCAGUGGAAAUGGGUGUCUCGCCAGCGACUUUUCAACUUGGGGAUGUCUCGCUGUCUCGGGGUGGCUCCGGUGCAACCGAGUGGCAGUAUUGCAAGUAAAUCGCCCAGCUUGAACGCAUCAGAAACGGACGCUGAAGAUGAUCAGACUGAGCAGCCUGCCUUAUAUGAAUGCGAUGUGGAGGAGAUGCAGCUGCGUUGGGCAUGUGGAGAUGAUGAGCAGCUGAUCAUUCCACACAGAGGGAAGCUCAGUCUGCGUGGAGCCAUCGGUGCCCAGGCUCCGUUUGAGCUGCACCCUAAGAAUGGAACGCGACUGCUGAUCUAUGGCACUCAGGAUAACCUGUGCUUACGACCGUACCGUGAAAUAUAUACUAUCCAAGGAAAUUCCCAUGGUCGGCCGUGCGCUAUCCCGUACAAGUAUGACCACCGGUGGUAUCACUCCUGCACAGGGGAUGGCCGUGAUGAUUGGCAUCUGUGGUGUGCCACAUCAGCCGACUAUGGCACCGAUGAACUUUGGGGCUUCUGUCCUGUCAAGCUUCCGGACUGCAGUGUGUUCUGGGACACGGAUCCUGUGACUCGAAACUGCUACCAGUUCAAUGUGCAUGCUGUGCUUUCAUGGCACGAGGCACGCACCAGUUGCCUGCAGCAAGGCUCCGACCUCCUUAGCAUCACGGAGAUGCAUGAGCAGACCUACAUUGCCGGCUUUCUGAGUGGUUUUGGAGCCAUUAUGUGGAUUGGACUCAAUGACUUGGACUCGGAUGGUGGCUGGCAGUGGUCUGAUGGCUCUCCGUUAAAGCUCCUUAACUGGGACCAAGGACACCCUUCAGAAACGGAUGGACAGAACUGCGCCCUUCUCCGUGCCGAGUUUUUCAGCAAGUGGCAAACCAAGGAGUGUGCGGCUGCACUGCCCUAUGUUUGCAAGAAGCGCCUCAAUAUCACCUCCAUACAGAUACCCAACGAGAGCUGGGAGAAUCGACCGACCGUGUGCCCUCGCGGCUGGGUACCAUUCAACGGGAGCUGCUUUUGGCGCGAUGCAGAGAAACGAACGUGGCAGGAUGCGUUGGCACGAUGCCGGUUAGGAGGUGGCGACCUUCUGAGCCUACACGGCUUGGCAGAUGUCGACUUCCUAGUUCAGCAUGUGCUUAGUGAUGGGGAAGAGGUGUGGUUGGGUCUUAAUGACCUCAAGACGAAGAUGGUGUUUGAAUGGUCUGACUUCACACCGGUCACCUUCACGUUCUGGCAUCCUCGCCAUCCAAACAGUCGCCCAGGAGAGGGCUGUGUCUCUCUCUGGGGCAAGGAAGGUCGUUGGAAAGAUGGACCAUGCGAUGCCAAGAAGGCUUCUGUGUGCCGGGCACCGGGAAGUUUGUCAGAGGCCCAGCCGGACUCGCAGGAGGGCGGCACCCCAACGGAAUGCCCCAAGGGUUGGGAUUUACACAAUGGAUUCUGCUACCUCAUUGGCGAAGAGCUGACCGACUUCCAGAAUGCGUGGACACGCUGUUCCCAGCAGCAGGCCACCUUGGUGUCCGUCACGAGCAGGUUUGAGCAGGCAUUUGUGAGCAGUCUGGUUGGGCCACGCGUAGGUGACUCAUUUUGGACGUCUCUGCGAAACACGGGUGGCUUGGACAGUUUCCGAUGGCUGGGUGGGGAGCACGUGACCUUCACCAACUGGAACCGAAAUGAGCCUGCUCACAGGGGAGAGUGCGUGGUCAUGGUGACCGGGGUAGCAGCUGGCCUGUGGGAAGUGCACGACUGCGUCUCGUUCCGUGCCAAGCGCGUGUGCAAGAGAGCGAGCAAGAUAUCUGGGACAGAGCAAGGGGGCUCCCUCGCGCCGGACCCCACUCCCAGCCUCACCGGGCAGUGCCCCCUUCGAUGGGAUUCCAUAGCCACCCUUCCAUACUGCUACAGGUUGCUGCACUUUGCAGAUGCGGGGAACAUGAAGUCAUGGGAGGAGGCAGACGGGUAUUGCCGAGAGCUGGGGGCCACACUGCUGAGCCUGAGGGACCCAGCUGAGGGUCGCGCCGUCUCCACGCUCAUCCGUGGCCUCCUGGGAGAAUCUGGAGAACAAAACGAGCGGUGGCUCUGGAUUGGACUGAAUAGCCGCAAUCCGGGACUUAUCAAGUCGUGGAAAUGGAGUGAUGGCACUGCACUGUCGUUCUCGGAUUUUGAAGAGGGACAUGCGGAGGACGACGAGGCUGUGCGGGAUUGCGCCGCGUUGGGCUCGCGGGGAAAGCAAUGGCGCAAGCUGCGGUGUGACACGCGCCUAGAGUGGAUUUGCAAGAUUCCCAGAGGUUCCAAAGGAGACAAGGAUGAAAUCCCACUGAGCGGCGACACGCAGUGGCUGCAUCACCAGGGCGAUGAGUAUCUGUUUGUGCAGCAACCCUUGAGCUGGAUCCACGCCCGCCUGUCCUGCACGCUGAUGGGCGGCGAGCUGGCCUCCGUGCGUGACAGGGCCGAGUUUCUAUACCUGUUGCACACCAUGCAGAAGCUGUCCAAGGCCUCGCUGCAGCAGUGGUGGAUUGGACUCAGCAUGCUGGAUGGUGAUAGUGAACUUCAGUGGUCGGAUGGUUCAUUGUUGACGUUCAUGGCAUGGGCAGAAAGCAGACCGAAUGCAGCCCGCAAAUUCCAGACCUGCGUCUACAUGUCUGCCAACAAGGGUACUUGGGGGGACAUGCGCUGUGGGAUGAAGCUCCCAGCAGUGUGCAAGCGCUGGAAUGUCACAAUGCCAGUUCCAAUUACUCCUCUACACCCUGCCACGUCAGGCUGGGGGAACUGUCCUGAUGGCUGGCAUGUUUUUGGAGAUAAGUGCUUGGGAUUUGUGGAUGGGCCUGGGCAGGCAAGGACGUGGAUGGGUGCUAAGGAGUACUGCGAGAGCCAGGAUGCAACCCUGGCCACCAUUGCAAACCAUCUCGAGCAAGCAUUUAUCAUCUUGAAAUUGGCACCGGGACAAGACAGCUACUGGGUGGGACUGCAUGUGCGUGCGAGCGUGGGGGCAUUCACGUGGCUGGAAGAACACAAUGUCACAUUCACCAACUGGAUGCAUCCUGCUUGGGUCAACACAGACAAAGCAGACCAAGGGAGCAACGACAAGAUUGACUUUGUGAGUUGCGUGCUGGUGUGGAAUGGCCCUCCACUCCAUUUUACCGGCAAGUGGGACAGCCGGAACUGUGUGCUGGAGGAGCACAACUUUAUCUGCCAAAAAUACAAAGACCCGGCACUUCCAUCUCCGUCACCGAUCCCAGACCCGCUCGCUGUGGACACACUGCGUAUGGAUAAUGUAACGUACACGAUGGUGCUGUACAGCCUGUCGUGGCCUGAGGCGGCGUGGCUCUGUGAGCGCCGUGACACGGUGCUGGCCAGCAUCAUGGACCCGCGACACCAGGCGUUCCUCACACUCGUGCUCGACCGCGUGGCAUCGCCGCUGUGGAUCGGCCUCUCCAGCUUUGAUUCAGGUGGCUUAGGCUACGAAUGGAUUUAUGAUGAUCACGUUCCCUACACACACUGGAUGCGAGGCGAGCCCCAGACGAUCGAGGGCUGCGUCUAUAUCGAUCGUGACAGCUGGUGGAAGGUGACAGGCUGCAAGACGCUCCUCAAGGGUGCCAUCUGCAUGAGUCGACAAGAAGCGGUUCCCGUUAAGAGUACCAUCCAGGGGCAGUGCCCGCACUCCAUCAACAGCUCGUCCUGGUUGCCUUUUCGUGGAAACUGCUACGCCUUCUAUCCGGAGCGCACCACAUACCAGGAUGGUGCAGCACAGGCCUGUGCCUCCAUCCAUCCCCAGGCCAAACCACUGUCCAUUCAGGAUGAGCAGGAGAAUACCUUCGUGUGGGAAAACCUGCAGCCCUACCAACAGCACAUAUCAAGCAUCUGGCUCAGCCUCAGCUAUGACACUGAUGUUGGUGACCUGCGCUGGGCGGAUGGCUCAGAGCUCCUCUACACCAACUGGGCGCACGGCGAUCCACAGGGCCUCAUGGAUGCCGAUCUGUGUGCGUGGAUGGUGACAAGUACUGGGAAGUGGGAGCUGGUUACAUGCACCACCCCCGGCCUUGGCCUCAUAUGCAAGAUGCCUCGAGUGAAAGAUUCAGAUCACAGCACCCAUAUGAAAAUCAAGACGUACGGCUUUCUUGUGGAUGUCUUGGGCCUUGUCCUCAUGCUGCUGGGCGUGGUUGGGGCUUUCCUGCUCAUCUGCUGGAUAUACCGCAGUCGGCGGCGCCGCCAUAACGAAGCCCGCAGGCUCCGUGUAGACUGCGCCAGUGACAGUUAUGAAACGAGGGGGCCACAGGGCUGUUCCACUUUCCAGAAUGCACUAUAUACACGUGGAGGUGGCGGUAGCCGGGCUCUAGAGGGAAGCGGUAGUGAUAGAAAUCUCCUGGUGAGUGAAAUUGAAGUCAACGAAGCUAUGGAUUAGCUCGGUGAAUGAUCGUCUUUGUUGUCGUUUCCUUUAUUACUUUUGCUCUGCUUGUUAACAGCGACAGCUGUAAUAGAACUGGAAGUAUUUUUUUUUUGUAUCACCGAAUAGGACAGCAUUCUUGUUAAAAGGCUGAAUUCUGCCUUGUGCUAUCGAAAAGAAUUGUUAAAGAUCAAGUAAAUGGUACAUUUUUUUAUAUUUCACCAUCGUAAAGUUACGAUGUGUUAUCCUCUAGAGGUGUGAAAAUAUACAGGUUAUAAAAGUGCAUUUUAGUGUCCAUAAUUUAACACAACUAAUUCAUCUCCCAUUGUUUACUCAUCCACUUUUCACCUAUAAUGUGCCCUGCCUAUUGUGAUUGCAUUUGGUAUGAGCCGAGCUUUUCAUAGGUUUUUUACUUCCUAGUUUUUUUUGAUGCGGUUGAUUAAAAUAAAUGGAACAUAAGAUAAACCUUAAAUACUACGUGAUCAUUAAUUACUUUAAAUGAUCAAUUAAACAGUGUUUAAACAAUUCUGUCUGCAGAAAUGCAAUGCCAUAAUUUCAGUUACAUUUUAUUGCGUGUUCUAGCUUGAUCCUUAUUUUACCAGGGAAGCUUUUAUUUUAUUUUGUAGUAUAGGGUUAUUCUCAAAUGUAACCUUUCAAUCACGACACAGGUCCUUUGUGGUUUCUUUUUAGAAAUUGGUUCCAUGCUGUCUCAAUUCCUGUACGAUUUGGUUAUUGCACCAAAUUCAUGUGUAAGGUUUUGGCCCAGUUCACCGGGCAGAAUGGAUUGAACUCCAUUCCCCCAUAAAAUCCACCGCCAAUCGCUAGCCGGAGGGAGUUGCUGAAGGAGAAUCAAGGUCGUGCUUGCUGCCAUCAGCGCACAUUCCAGCUGGUGGCCCGAGCCAACCAAUCAAGGCUUCAUCUCUCCUCCACCAAGGAGCAGAAUAGCAGCGCAAAUCCAAUGGCAGCUUAACGUUUGUUAAAAGAAACUGAAGACAAUGUUGAAUAUGCUGAUAAUAAUGAUGAACAAAAAUAAUUUUUAUAGCAAUAAUUGCGAUGAUCAACAUGAUAACAAAGACAAUUAUAAUUUCUAUGACUUUUAUAACAUCAGUUUCUGAAUGUCCAUGGCAUUUCCCGUACAAUUCAAGAGGAACGAAAUAGGUGCUCAAAUUAUCCCGGUACCUCUGAAAAUAUUUUUUGCAGCAUGGAGGCAUCAGGCACAUUAAGUGACAAUGCAAUGUUGGCAGCAGUGGGCAGUGCAGAAAAAUCCAUGCUGUCAUGCUUAUGCUCAGUCUUCAAGCCACACAGCCCAGCAUUCAAGUAUGGCACAAAUAACCUCCUGAUCCGCAUGACCUAGGGAGGCCCUCAUCCAGCAGUGGAUUGACAAGUACACAAGUUUCCACGUCCACGUUCCCUGCACGAGCUUCAUCCCCCCCCCCCAGGUGCAAUUGUUGGGAUUCUGUGCGAUGGAAAAACGUUUCCGCCAACGUUGGCUCAUUCUGCAAUUGUGGUUUGUGCAGUAGCGUAAUAGGCUCUUUAAAAUGGGGAAUUGGCCCCGAAUGAAUUGAAAAAUGUGGAAUGUGGCUGACUUUCCACAAAAACAACUAUUCUGCCAACAAUAGCUCCAUGAACUGGCUCCAUAGUGAUUUAAAGCUUUCGUGACUGCAGGGAUUCAUAUUCUUGGUUCUUUCUGUAAAGUCUUUAUUGUUUCCCUUCUACGGACUUUACCGAACGAACCAAGAAUAUGGCUCCAUAGUGAUUUAAUCAAUACAGCAUGAGGAAGGCAUCCUUAGGUGAGGUUAUAGACAUUAACCGUUGACUCCUGCAAUGAUCCAGUGAUUGUCACAAUAAUCUCAAGGCUAAACAGCAUUCAUACAUCACUUAAUAAUAAGAUACUUACAGGGUAUAUCGUAAAAAAUGGGACCAGAUCCUGUUUUAUCAUUGAAACAGGAACACCUUGUGUAAAACUCACCAUGAUUAUAUGACGUUUGUUUGCAAUGCCACCGUUAACAAAAGGUUCAAGAUGAUGGACUUUUUAUCUAGUGUCUGAUUGCAAGGGAUAUAUUGUUUAAAUUGAAAUUGUUUUAAUUUACAAGCAUAUCGUGUCCUAAAAUGAGGAGAAAGCCAAAUAGAAAAUGUAUAGGUCUGUUUCUUUUUAUAACUUUAUAUUUUUACAAUUUCCAAAGACAUCUAAGAAUGUGCGAGCGAUCAAUAUAUGAUAUUUCCAGGAAUACGAUUGAUCUUUUUCAGUAAAUGUUUUGAUACAGCUGCUUCAUAUGCAUGUGAUAUAUUUGAUAUUUGACUUUAAAGAUAAGAUUUUACAUUCAGCAUUCAAGGGAUGUGAUCCAUCUCUGACUUUGGAAACUGGGUUAAGCUUGUUGAAAUGACCAAAGAUACAUUUUAAACAUGAAAUAUUAACAUUUUGGCUCAGUACCCACUUCAUAAAUGUUCUGACAAUCUGGCUGGCUUCAAAGCAAGAAAGAAAGCAUGUUUUACAAUUAAACAUUAAUAAGUUGCACUUUAGAACUAUCGGUCUGCCAGUACUGUAUAUAUUAGGAGAUUCAAGUUAGCAAAAAUGUUCCGAUUUCAAGGAAAGGAAAAUCAUGGAACCAUACUUCUCACACACUGAUGAAGUAAAUGUGCAGUAUAAUGCUCUUUUUACAUUGUACAAGAAUAAAAGUGUGGUCGAAUGACAGUCAUGUGACUGUUGUUGUGAGGGAGCAUGCACAACUAUCGUGGAAGUUGUUGAACACUUAGUGGGAAAAAAUAAGUUUUCUGUUAUCAUUGCAUAGAUUUACUUACAGAAUUUGAAUUGACAAACUUGAUCAAUAUAAUUUUGCAUCAGAGAUGAUGGUAAAAUACCCGAAGUAAAGCAAAACUGGAUUGCUUUUGCUACACCGUCAGUUCCACGUGCAUCCAAUGUGUGUUUUUUUUUAAAGAAAUGAAGCAUUCCUUUCAGUGUGUGCACUCGUCUGUGCUGGCUCCUGGGUUGCGUAAAGUGAGUUUUUAAUGGACAGCGACUUGGUCGUAACACGUGCCAACAAGGACACUCAGUUGAUUUUGAUGUUGAAGUUCUGUGCAAAACUAGCUACUACUGGCCAAGACUAGGGAAUCUAUCGAAAUUGAAAUAAAUAAAACAUAUUUUUAACCGUUCGGAUAGCCACCGACUUAUUGCUGCGUGGAAGCGAAUCAUCAAAUAAUACGUUCUUUAAAUGCGUGCCUAUACGGGGCACCAUAUUUCAAUAGGGAUUACCGUUGGUACGGCUAUUUUAAUGCACACAAUGGACAGGAAGGUCAAGCUCAAAGGGCUCGCAUAAUGUGCAUGCAUAAUGUACGUUGGCUCAUUAAUAUCCCCCCACGUGGCGCAAGAGCGCGCAGAAGCGUGGUCACCACAUCUACGCCUCUAUAUAAGGAACGAAACAGGUGGACUUCUCCACAUAUCUGGAUGUCGACUGAUGAAGCUAGUGGUAAUUACUGGCGAAACGUCGUACUCUGAUUGUAAAUGUUGUGGCUUGGCUCUCCAACACACCGGCGUGCUGUACUAGUGACGAAUUGGCAUGUUCUGUUUACGUGACAACCCUUACUAGUUGGCUGUGUCGGGUGGUGGUGGAUUUUAACGACACAUAUUUACGCGAUCUAACCCAAACAAACGUCUGUUAUGAACUUUAGUAUUAGUGCCUUUGUCUCCACACACAAUUUACAAUGCAAUGUCUGUAUGCCACACUACUGUGCUUAUAGCUCACCGUCAGGGCUCAUAGGUCUCAACUGCAUUAUUCUGUAAAGCCCCUGGUAUCUGCCAUCGUUAUCAUUCUGUGACUCGUCUAUGCAAUGUAUUGUGCUAUAAUGAUACAAGUUGUAUCAUAACUUAAACAUUAAUGUUAAAUUUGUAUGCUGUUUCAAUAAAAGUGAUUUUCAAGCA
Molecule: messenger RNA, 9528 nt
Organism: Petromyzon marinus (sea lamprey)
Lineage: Eukaryota; Metazoa; Chordata; Hyperoartia; Petromyzontiformes; Petromyzontidae
Gene: MRC2
Product: mannose receptor C-type 2
Source: RefSeq, a predicted model, not a curated record